Molecule: messenger RNA, 4828 nt
Organism: Drosophila ficusphila
Lineage: Eukaryota; Metazoa; Arthropoda; Insecta; Diptera; Drosophilidae
Gene: wde
Product: activating transcription factor 7-interacting protein 1
Exons: 5
Coding region: 263-4465 (1400 amino acids)
Biological process (GO): regulation of DNA-templated transcription
Cellular component (GO): nucleus; transcription regulator complex
Molecular function (GO): transcription coregulator activity; protein binding
Source: RefSeq, a predicted model, not a curated record
UUUGUUGUUGUCUUAUUUUAGUCUGUGUUUCAUUCUUCGUCGCUAAGGGGCAUUGGGAGCUGAUUUGCUUGCAAACUGUAAACAAAUCGCCAAAAAACUGUUAAAUUCAUUCAAAUUAUCGACCAUUGAUAGUGGAAGACGUGGGUUAUGUCGUAUUCAAAUAUAUUUCGUGACUACUUCAGUUAAUAAACAAGUUAUUCGGGUCCGUAGGAAGCAGUUCAAUGUUUUCGGAAUAAUUCGGUAAAAAAAAGAGAAAAGAAAAAUGAUGGAAGUAAGCCAAAACAUGGAACUGAAGGAACUCUCCACAGAGGGCGCUUUAAUGCGAUCCCUUUCUUCAGAGCUAGUCAGUGAUGUUGAAACCCUCUCCACCCGUGCGAUUGUCAACGAAUCGAGUAAAACGUCACGGGAUGAAGAUGAUCUUUGUGAGCUGACUAAUGGCGUCGAUUCCCUUAAGACAGUCGAUAAACCGAUUACAGGAUCGGAGCAAGAACGCAAUGCGGGUAGCGAUUUGGAUGCCCUGCUGGACAAAAUAAGCUCCGUUGUGGAUUGUAGUCCCAGAAAUUUGGACGAACUAGAAACAUUCGAUAAGAACGAGGAAUGCGACUCUGCGUCAUUAAAGGAGAAAACAGCUGACGAAAAGCCGACUGAGCUUAGAGAAGAAGAGAGUUUGGAACUUUUACAAAGUAAAGAGGCGGAUUCUGAGAUUCACACUGAGGACACAAGGGAAGAAGGCUUAGAAACUGCCGAACUCGCAACAGAUUCAAAAGAGAAGGUCGACGAUUUAGCAGAGCCCGAAGAACCGAAUAUAGAAAAGACAACCGAGGAUAAUGUCAAAUCAGAAGAGGAAGAAGAUUGCAAAGCACAUGCUGUAGAUAAUAAUGAAAAAGUCAAGGAAAAGUUAAAUACCUCAACGGAUGAUGUGUUUAUGGAUGCUCUUGACAGCAUUUCCAGUUCCGAUGAGUUUGAUGGUUUUGGCUCUCAGGACUCCAAGAAGACAAAGUUAGGCAGAAAGCCAAACCCCGACGACAAACAAACAGGCAACGAUUUGGAAGAGAUUUCCUCAGAUGAUGAAGAUAUCCUUAGAGAUGAAAAAGUAAAACAGGCCGAUGAAACAGAAAAGCCCAAAGAGGAUGUCAUAGAUUUGAACUCGUCGGACGAGUGUAUGGUAACUGAAGUCCCAACGGAGGGCGACAAAAGGGAAGUCAAUACCGAAAAAGUUACUUCAGAGAAAGGUGUAGUGGAAGACAAGGAGAUUGUUAAGGAAAAUAUCCCUGAAGUGCCCGUGGAGGACACCGAAGAUGAUCCUGUUAAAGCUAACGAGGAGGAAGAAAAGUUGACAGAAAUUGAAGACACAACGGAGCUCAGGCCAGUCGAAGAUAAAGAGUCAACGUCAGUCGAAGCGCCUGAAGUGUCCAAGGAAGCGGAUAAACAGAAAGAGGAGACGGAAGCAGAAGAACUAAAAGAUGAAAAGGAAACAGAAGAACCAAAAGAGUUAGAGGUUACAGAAAAGUCGGAAGCGAAAAGCGCAACUACAAAUCCGGAAGAGGGCAAGAAGACAGAAGAACAAGAAGACACAAAGGAAGUAAACGCUCCGGAAGAGGAAAAGCUGAAAGAAAAGUCUAUAGGAGAUCCGGAAGACGAAAAGAAAACAGAAAAGACGGAGGAGCUCAUGGUGGUCGAAGACGAAGUAUCAAAGGAUUCCAAUAAGGAGCCAAAGAUAGAAGUGGAGAUUCAAACUCAAACCCAAGAGGUUAAAAACACCCUUCUGGGGGCGGACAAAGAACAACAGGAAAAGAAGGCGGCAGUGGAUGAACCCGUGGUUAUAUUGGAACAGGAUAAAGCACCAAAGGUGAAUGGGGUCUGUGAAAAGGAAACCGAAGACAAUGAGCAAGGGAAGAAACCUACUGUUGAGAAGGAAGCCAAUGACCCUGAGUCUGAUGAUGAAGUUAUUUUCUUCGAACCCUUAGAUAAAACCAAGAAAGUGGAAACUGACGGAAACCCAAUGAGUGAGAUGUCCGGAAAAACUGAUGGCAAAGACGACGAAGUUGUUCUUGUAUCUGAAGAUGAGGACGAUGAACCGCAAGCCAAGAACCCGGAAAAGAAACCGCUUGAAAGUCAAGAGAAGGAAGCAGCAACUAAAGGACUUUCCAGUGAUUCCACAGAGGAAUCGGCUGCGGUUAAAGAUCUGCAAGUGGAUAAUUCCGACAAUGCGUGUGAUCAGUUUGAGAAACUGAAGACCCACGAUAAGGUUAAGCCCUCUUCCGCCGAUGAUGGAAACAGUAAUUCUAGCAACUUGUUACGGCCUGCCGAGGAUGCCGAGGAAUCGGUAUCAAAGCGUAUGCGCCUUAGCACCGAUGAGCAAAUGGAUGCCGAUCUGGAGACGGUGUUGGAGGCACCCCCGAAAUCCACCUGCGAGGAAAAGGAAAUCGCCAAGCGAAACCAUGAGCAUCUGGACAGUCCUGAUCGGGAGGAGGAGAUACCUAACAAAAAACCUAAGACUGAUGACUCAGACUCAAACAGCUCCACUGAUGGCACACUACAAAUUGAUUUGGAUGAACCGGAGGAUAAAUCAAACGUGAAAUCCGAGAAUUCCCUGAAAUCAGAAGAAGAAAAUGAAGCCAAAUUCGAGCUUAAGCCUGAACCCCAAAUCAAAAAGGAUGUUAAGCCGCUACGCCUGGAGUUCUUUAAAGCCUUCCGGCGGAAUUUCGACACAAUGACCCGCGACAAUCUGGAGGAGCUGGUUCUCCAGAAAGUAGUCGAGGCAAUGCUGGUCAAAAGUGAGUUUGCGGACAUCCGGUUGCAGCUGGACAAAUGCGAAAGCACCCUGGCCACCUACCGACGCAAGAUCGCCGAGGUGUCCAAGCAGUUCCUUGAUCUGGAGACGGUGCACAAGCGGGUGCUUAAGGAUCUGGAGGUCAAGAACAUGCAAUUCACCGCUCCUGUGCGGAUAACGAGGGCCGUUGGUCUCCAGGUGGGCAUACCGUUCAAGGCGAUGAAACCGACGGUUGCUGCUCCGGAUCAGCCGCAUGCUGCAGGCAGUAUGUUGGCGCCACCCAGCGGGACACCACCGAAGGCCAGCACCUCGCCGAUGCGGUCGCCCAUGCGACCCAAGCCACCUGCCCCGUCCUUUGGACCGGGAUCCUCUUCCGGAACGGGUCCAGGUCACAGUACCACUCCAAACCCUAGUCCCCAGCAGCAGCCAGGUCGAUCCACCGCCAAUACUGCUCAAUCCACAGCAACGGCGGCCACUGCCACGCCUCCCGUACGACGGGGUUGCCUGCAGAAGAUAACGCCUCAGCGUCCAGGACCUGGAACUAUUUCGUCCACGCCACCGGUCAACAAUCAGCCAAAUGUGCAACGCCUGCAAGGCUCGUCACCAGGAGGUCAGAGGACCAUGUACGCCUCCAAGCACACCGGAACCACUGCCUCCAUGACGAGUUCGGCUUCCAAUGCGACGGCCGCCGCUAAGGCGACUGCCAUGCGGAACCGGAACCUUUCCCCCGCGUACGCAUCCCAGAAGCAGCAGCCGCAGCAGCAGCAGCAACAGUACCAAACACCUCGCCCUGGUCCCAGUUCCGGUCCUGGUGCAACUCCCGCGAAACAGACGCCCAAAUGCACAACGAAAGUGCGCCCUCAGCAGCCUCCUCUUUCCGGUGCAACAGUUUCGGUGCCCAUGUCAUCUGCCAGCGGCAGUGGAGCGGGAUCCGCAGCCUAUGUGCAGCAGCAGCAGCCCAGCUUAGCACCGGCGAAGCCCAAGGAAAAGGCGGUCAUUGACCUCACGGACGAGGAUGAUGCAGCGGCGGCGGCGGCAGCGGCAGCGAAGGCUGCCCAGGCGAACCAGGCGCAAAUUGAGGCAAAUGCUCGACUUCGCCAGGCGUCCAAUGCGGCUGUAAAGCGGACUGCUCAGGCGGCGGCAGCGGCAAGAGGAGGUCGAGGAGGCGGAAAUGUGGUCCGAGCGUCACCGAUGCAAUUGGGACGUGUGAAUGCCCGACAGUUAGUCCAAAAUAAUGGAGGAGGUCAGCGAAAUUCCGGAGGCUCAAACGUAACCAUGCAGAUCCGUUCGGAGAACACCCCGCCGUCUUCUUCGCGUCUGAGGUACUCUCACCCGGCGCCACUACCCUCGUCUCCUGCCCAACCCUUUAAUGCUGCCUGGAAAAUGCCGCCAUCGCGACCGGUAAUUCGGAUCAGUUUGCUGGACACCGGCAUUGUUAUUUCCUGGACGCUAGAGGAUACCAGUCCACGAUUCGCGGAGUGUGUAACCUACCAGAUCUAUGCAUACCAGGAGACAAUCCACGAGCCCAGCACGGAAAGUUGGCGGCAUGUGGGCGAUGUGCAUGCCAUGCUGUUGCCGAUGGCCGUAACGCUCAACCAGUUCCAGGAGAACCAGAGGUAUUACUUUGCGGUGCGAGGGGUGGACAACCACCAGCGGUUCGGACCGUUCAGUGUACCCAAAACCUGGUCGUAAACGUAUUGUGGCGUGGCCUGUUCCUUAGAAGUAGAUCGUAGCUAUAGAAACCCAAAUGUAAUUUAUUUAUGUACGCAUUUCAAGCUCUUAUACGUUUAUAAAAUUUGAUUGCGUUAAUACGUCGUUUCUCGAAAUUAGCCUGAAUUAUGAGUUAAGUUUUUAGUUUUAUAGAGAUUUUCAAGGGAAUUCUAAGAAGUAAACAUAAUUACGCUAAGCAGCCAAUCCUCUGCAGCUGAAAGUCAGACAGCAACAGUUAAACAAGAUAAUUGUAUUUUAUUCGCAUUAGGUUAUUACUAAUAAUUAAGUUCAAAACUUACAUGAAAUAAUAAACAGCAUUGAAUAAAUAACAAAUGUGAAAAGUAA